AUGAAGGUCAAGAAAACGUCUCCGAAAAUGUCCGGAUUGGUCGUCGCGGCUCUUAGGAACCUCCGCGCUGCACAUGGUUCCACAGCCAAAGAGAUCAUGAAGUACAUCAUGGCCGAAUACAAUGCCUCCGAAGCUGUCGUUCAACGCCAGCUGAAAACAGCCCUGAAGCGCGGUGUUGAAUACGGAAUUCUGAAAAAGACAACCGCCGGUUAUAGCCUCAACACCGAUGCUGAAGUCAUCGGGCCGUUCGAUUUAGCUCAAAUGGAUGCUUGCGGCAAACGAAAAAAACGCAGCUGCAAGCCGAAGCGUCGUGGUUGCGUACCGAAGAAGCGAUCGUGCCCUAAGAAGCGCAAGCGCAGCUCGUGCCCUCGUCGCCGCAAGAAGAAGAAUCCCUGCGGCAUGUGCGCGGCUCGUGGGCGUCGCGGCGAUUGUGGUGCUGAGCCGGUCAAUCUGCCGGCAAGUCGCGAAGGCAGUCCGAACAUGGCUGCCAACGACGACGAAGACGAGGAGAUUGGCGAUGCCAUGACACCACAGCAGCACAUUAAUUCCGAGACUAGCAAAGCGCCAACGCGCAGCCGAAGCAACAGUCGCGGCAGGAACGACGGUGGCGCAAGGUCGAGGAGUCAAAGUCUGGUCGAUAGCGACGAGCUGGAUGACGAAUUGUGA
Messenger RNA from Phymastichus coffea, 666 nucleotides. RefSeq lists its product as uncharacterized. Gene Ontology annotation, molecular function: DNA binding. Gene Ontology annotation, biological process: nucleosome assembly. The transcript is spliced from 3 exons. Lineage: Eukaryota; Metazoa; Arthropoda; Insecta; Hymenoptera; Eulophidae. Bases 1 to 666 code for a protein of 221 amino acids. The record is from RefSeq and is a predicted model, not a curated record. Gene Ontology annotation, cellular component: nucleosome.